UUCAGAUAUAAAUUUCUGCAAUGCAUCUUUGGCCAGAUGCACUCCAGACAUCAGCAGCUCUCUGGCACGUUCACAUGUCACUCCUAAAUGUUGGACAAAUCCUUUAACACUGGCCUGGAGGACAGGUUUGCAUUUUUGGCUGAGUGGUAUGAUCCAACGGCUGGUCUCCUGCGAAAGUACCAACUGCUCUUCUAUCCCAGAGACAGCUCAGUGGAAAUGUAUGAUGUGAAAAACCAGAGAGUGUUUUUGAGAAGGACUAAAUAUGAGGACUUGCACAUGGAGAACCUUUUUGUGGGAAAUAAAGUCAACGUCUUUUCAAGACAGCUCAAUCUGAUCGACUACGGAGAUCAGUUUACAGCAAACAAACUCGGGAGCAAAAAAGAAAGAACACUGGCUCUGAUAAAACCAGACUCUGUGACUUGGAUCGGAGAUGUCCUUGAAACCAUCUACAGGUCCAAUCUGAUUGUGACCAAAGCCAAGAUGGUGAAGCUAACAUGGAGCCAAGCAUCCGACUUUUACAUGGAACACCAGUCCAAACCUUCCUUUAAUAACCUGGUGCAGUUCCUAUCCUCUGGCCCUGUGGUGGCCCUGGAGCUGAUGGGGGAUGAAGCGGUGUCUGUUUGGAGGAGGCUCCUGGGCCCCACAGACUCGGCCUUGGCCCGCAAAGAAGAACCCCAGUGUGUGCGUGCUCUGUACGGGACAGAUGCCAUCAAGAACGUGGGCCAUGGCUCAGACUCAUUUGCUACAGCAGCCAGGGAACUAGAGUUUUUCUUCCCAUCUACAAUCGGCCAUGGCCCCCAGAACACAGCCAUCCUAACAGACUGUACAUGCUGCAUCAUCAAACCACAUGCCAUUUCUGAAGGUCUCGCGGGGAAGAUCCUCAACUCCAUAGCAUCAGCGGGAUUUGAAAUCUCUGCACUUGAAAUGUUCAAUGUAAAGCAGGCAAACGCAGAGGAAUUUCUGGAAGUUUACAAAGGAGUCGUUCAAGAGUACACAAGUAUGGUGACAGAGCUGUGUUCUGGGCCCUGUUUAGUUUUAGAGAUCCAUGGCACCAAUGCUCCACAGGUGUUUAGAGAGUACUGUGGGCCUGCUGAUCCUGAAAUUGCUCGGCAUCUCCGUCCUACAACGCUACGGGCACUGUACGGCAAAGACAAAGUGAAAAACGCAGUACACUGUACGGACCUGCCUGAAGAUGGUGUGUUAGAGGUGCAGUAUUUCUUCAAAAUUCUGGAUGGAUGAGAAGAAUCUGGACUGGCCAAAGAAUUCACAGUUGUCGUAUUUUUCGUUUUAUUGUUUCAGCCUUAUGCAGAUUAAAUAAACAGGUGUUUGAUCUUCAA
This is a messenger RNA of Periophthalmus magnuspinnatus, 1337 nucleotides long. RefSeq names its product NME/NM23 family member 7 (gene nme7). The record is from RefSeq and is a predicted model, not a curated record. Gene Ontology annotation, cellular component: centrosome. Lineage: Eukaryota; Metazoa; Chordata; Actinopteri; Gobiiformes; Gobiidae. The coding region runs from base 88 to 1239 and encodes 383 amino acids. The transcript has 12 exons. Gene Ontology annotation, molecular function: nucleoside diphosphate kinase activity; ATP binding. Gene Ontology annotation, biological process: CTP biosynthetic process; GTP biosynthetic process; UTP biosynthetic process.